AAUCUUGUUUUGCUAAUGUUUCAGGGAGGAAAGAUUCGUGAUUUGCUUUUUCAGCUACUUGAGAAAGAAGAAGAUGUCAUCAUAAAACAUGGUGCACAAUCUAGGGAAAGCCGUCGUGAGGCAAGAAAAGGGAUGCACACCUCAAAAUUUUGUUUGCAUCCAGCUGGUGAUACUCCAUCAGCUUGCCGACUUUUUGAUGCUAUUGUGAGCUUGUGUGUCCCUGUAAUAAUCAGUGAUUACAUUGAAUUGCCAUUUGAGGAUAUUAUAGACUACAGGAAAAUUGCAGUUUUUGUAGACUCUAACACAGCUGUGAAGCCGGGGUUCUUGGUUAAAAAGCUAAGGAAGUUAAGCAUGGAGAGGAUUUUGGAAUUCCAACGGGAGCUGAAAAAGGUGAAGCAUUACUUUGAAUAUGAGGACCCAAAUGGAACAGUAAAAGAAAUUUGGCGUCAGGUUUCUUUGAAGUUACCGCUUGUUAAGUUAAUGAUAAAUCGUGACAAGCGACUGGUGAAAAGGGAGCUCACUGAACCAGAUUGCUCUUGUCUGUGUUCAAACCAGUCAGGGAUCUCGACAACAUUAUGAUCCUCACUGGGGACAUUUUCUCAAUCACCUUCCUCUCUGAACAUUCGCGGAUCAUCAGAGAACGUCUGCUCAUACCUUGAAGGUCCCCGAUUCUUGGGGAAGAAGAUGAUAGAUCAAGAGUCUUGUGCUGUUAACUUGUAUCUGCGGAUAUUGCUGCUAUCUGCAUCCAUUAAUUUGAUAUCCCUGCUAAAUGGUAGAAAUCCAGUUCAUGAUGAAAUAAGGAUCGGUCUAGUAUAUUUUUAUAUUUACAUAGUUUUACUUAUUCAUUUCACACUCCUGGAUGCAUCAUAUGCAUGUGUUUCGAGAAUUGCUGUGGCUAGAAGCAAUUCUGUCUGUAUUUACAUUGUUGUACAUCAUGAUAUAUAAAAUCACAGCUAUAUGUAGGUUUUUGCUUCCGAA
Nicotiana tabacum (common tobacco) is the source of this 978-nucleotide messenger RNA. Lineage: Eukaryota; Viridiplantae; Streptophyta; Magnoliopsida; Solanales; Solanaceae. The record is from RefSeq and is a predicted model, not a curated record.